CCUUCCUGUGCUGUUUGUUUGCGGUCAGUUGAUCCGGAGCGGAAAUUCCUUUCCGUUUUUGUGAAUGACAAACUUAUUAACAAUUCAGCGGCGCAGGCCCCGGUUUCCAUCCGGCCCCCGUUGCCAAGGCGACGGCGCGCUCCGAGCCCUGCGAUUGGUCGGCGCGCGAUAAUGUCGGCAUUGAAACGCCGCGCCCUCGCUUCCAUUCAGUAACACACACACACACACUCUCUCUCUAUCUCUCUCACUCACACACACACUCGCAGAGACACAGAGAGACACGGACAGAGACAGAGAGUAGAUCACAGAAGAAAAGAAGCCUCGCUUUGGAGGAACAGGACGCCGCGGUGAAUCUGUACUGGAGGGUUUUCUUCUUCUUCUUCUUCUUUUUUUACACGCUCCGCGCACGAACACACAUACAGCGCGCGGAUCUGGAUGUUGAACAGAUAAAACAGGAGUCGAAGAAGAAGACGCGGUUAUAUAACCAGAAGCGGCGCGUGAGUGAGUGAGGGAGGGAGUAAGUGAGUGAGUGAGGGCUCGAGCGUUACUCUCAGGCGCGCGCGAGAGUCAUUGAUAAACGCGCAGGCAUUUCUGAGCGCACGCGCAUGAAUGGACGGAGCGCGUCUCGUCUCCAAGAUCCAUUAAUACGAAUCGGAUUUUUUUUUUCUUCCUCUUUUAAUCAGCACUUGUCGAGGGUGCGUGUGCGUAUUAUUGUUGUUGUUUAAAAAACAACAACAACAACAUUAUUAUUGUUAUUGUACCGAGCAAUGAGCGCGCGCUCCGGCCUGGCCUGCUGAAAGCCCCGACGCGGCCCUGCGCACCCACGACGCUCCGCGAAACCCCAGAACGGAAACCCCGAUGCUCGACAAGUUCCGCCCCGCGCAGCCCGACACGGCGAUGGCGAUCAGCAAGAGCGUCGCGUGGCUCCGCGAGCAGCUCGAGACGCGCCGCGAGCGCCUGCUCGUCAUGGACUGCCGCGCGCGCGAGCUCUACGACUCGUCGCACGUCGCGGCGGCGAUCAACGUGGCGAUCCCGAGCCUCAUGCUGCGGCGGCUCAAGAAGGGCAACCUGCCCGUCAAGUCCCUGCUCUCGGACGGGCAGGACCGCGAGAGGUUCGCGCGCCGCUGCAGAACCGACACCAUCGUGCUGUACGACGAGUGCAGUCGGGAGUGGAACGAGAACGUGGACGGAGGCUCGGUGCUCGGCUUGCUGCUGCGCAGGAUGAAGGACGAGGGCUACAAAGCCUUUUACCUCGAAGGUGGUUUCAGCAAGUUCCAGGCUGAGUGUUCGUCUCUCUGCGAGACCAACCUGGACGGCUCGUGCAGCGGGAGCGGGUCCCCGACGUCACACGUCCUGGGCCUCGGCGGCCUGCGCAUCAGCUCCGAUUCAUCGGACAUCGAGUCCGAUGUGGACCGCGAGCCCGGCAGCGCCACCGAUUCGGAUGGCAGCCCGGCGUCCAACCCACAGCCGUCCUUCCCAGUCGAGAUCCUGCCGCACCUUUACCUGGGCUGCGCCAAGGACUCCACCAACCUGGACGUGCUGGAGGAGUUCGGCAUCAAGUACAUCCUGAACGUGACCCCAAACCUGCCCAACCUUUUCGAGAACGCAGGAGAGUUUAAGUACAAACAGAUCCCUAUAUCGGACCACUGGAGCCAGAACCUGUCGCAGUUCUUCCCAGAGGCCAUCAGCUUCAUCGACGAGGCUCGAGGUCAGAAGUGUGGCGUCCUGGUGCACUGCCUUGCCGGUAUCAGCCGCUCUGUCACGGUGACCGUGGCCUACCUGAUGCAGAAGCUCAACCUGUCCAUGAACGACGCCUACGACAUCGUCAAGAUGAAAAAAUCAAACAUCUCGCCCAACUUUAACUUCAUGGGCCAGCUGUUGGACUUUGAGCGCACACUGGGACUUCAGAGCCCGUGCGACAACCGGGCCACGGCGCCGUCGCAGCCGCUGUACUUCAGCACGCCCACCAAUCACAACGUCUUCCAGCUCGACCCGCUCGAGUCCACGUGAGACGCCGGGUGCACCUGCAAAAGGUGCUUGACCAUCCCAAUGUGGCUUUCUGUCUUUUUCCUCUCUCAAACAGAGGAGGGUUUUCCGGACGAUUUUUGACGCAGCUGGCGUGAGAUGCCGACUGUCGUGAGUUAGCCGAUGACGCGCCAACGCGCUUUGGCCUGAAGCGGAAAGGCAGCUGCUGUAUUAUUGGGACGGAGAAACGCAGCUCUGUAUCUCUCUCAGACUCUGUAAGGUAGUUCCUGCUUUCUAUCUUCGUACUCAAGCAUGUGAAGACUGUCCAAAUGAGGAACUUCUGGCGUGCCAAAGAGACUGGAAUUGGACAGUUUUAAAAAACAAAACAAAAAAGCAACUAGAGACUUGUUCUGUUUCAGUUUGUUUUUUCUAGCACUUGCACCUUCACAUUUUUUCGGGUGUGCUCUUCUUGUCUUCAGUGAAGACUUGCCUGUUUUUGGGGAUUUAACAAAACAUUACAGACACCCUCGUUGACGAUGGCACAGUACAGUGUACUCCAGUUUGUUUGUGUGGAGACACUUUUGAAUCGUUUAUACGUGUGUAUAUUAAUGACAUUAUUAUAGCCACGGUAUACCUGUUAUGAAAAAAUUAACAGGCACCGAAUCUUUUUUUGUUUGUUUGUUUCCGUAUGUCAUCUAAACUGAAUAUUGAUCAAUAUUAUCUAUGAGUUAAAUGCCAAAAAAGAAACUGAAUAGAUUUUGUGAGAUCACAAAUGUGUAUAAUGUAAUAUAUUUCUUUUUUUUUCCUUUGCUUUAUGAACGAGCCUUUAUGAAUCAGCCUUUCCUUAAGCAUCUUCCCACCCUCUGAGAGUCACCUUGUUGCCCCGGCCUUAGACCUUCUGUACAUAUGAGUAUCGUUGUGCGUUAACUGCUCCAAGCGGUUAAUGCAUCAUUAAACUUCUCUGUCACCUGCUGUCAGAGCUAUAAACUGUCAGCACAUUCAGAAAGUAUUGUGCAAACUCGUAUCAGUAUAUGUUCGAGUCCCGAAUAUGGCUGCAUGCUCACAACGAAUCUAGAAACAGGACGCCUUUAUAACAAAUUGUUUUGUCUAACGUCAAGAAUAAUGGAAAAUUGAAGCGGGUGCUGGGUUUUUUUUUUUUGUUUGUUUUGUGCGAUUCGAGGUCUCUGAAAUGUCGACGAUGCGGAAGACGUUCCUACGCCACCGCUCUUCAGGGAAAUUCUGUGAAAUGCAAUUUAGUUGUCUGACACGGAUUUUACAAAUUUUAAGCAAAGGCCUGUUCUGAAGGAGGAAGGUUCCACUUUGGGCCCCGUCCUUCCAACCCUACGAAUGUAAAGAGAUGAUAAGUUAUUAAUAAAUUGCUAUUUUGUCUAUUCAAA
Molecule: messenger RNA, 3362 nt
Organism: Clarias gariepinus (North African catfish)
Lineage: Eukaryota; Metazoa; Chordata; Actinopteri; Siluriformes; Clariidae
Gene: dusp6
Product: dual specificity phosphatase 6
Exons: 3
Coding region: 859-2010 (383 amino acids)
Biological process (GO): negative regulation of ERK1 and ERK2 cascade; regulation of heart growth; positive regulation of apoptotic process
Cellular component (GO): cytosol; cytoplasm
Molecular function (GO): MAP kinase tyrosine/serine/threonine phosphatase activity; protein tyrosine/threonine phosphatase activity
Source: RefSeq, a predicted model, not a curated record